AGAAACUCCACGCCGCCGCGGAAGGAGGAAACGCCGGUCUGCCUCUCAAGUCCCGGGAAUAAGCCACCCAAAAAGUCUCAAUGCGCUCAACAUCAACCAGGACAGGACGUCAUGAGUUGCACACUCUCAUCGCUUCCUCACAAUGCACGAUGCUUCUUCGCUCCUUUGACAGUUGCCAUACAUUCUGACAAAACACUGUGCAUUCACUGUAGGUCUUGGUUGCGGGUGAGGUCAGAGUAGCGAGCGCACGCGCAUGCGAACACGACAGCGCAGUGAGACUCGGGAGCAUUCGGUCAACUGUUUUGUGUCUCUCCGCAGAAAAGCCGCCAAGCAGUUCCAGCAGAGCACCGUGGUCAACAGCCAAGUUCUGUUUUAUGACACCCCGCGGGAACAGGAUUGCAUCGUCUUGAUUGCACUAUGCCGAAGGUCAUUUCAAGGUCCGCCAUCUCGGCGUCCAAGGACGAAGAUACCCGAUCAAAUCUACGCGUCUUCUACUGUCUCUGCGGCGAAUUUGCGCUAGUUUGUGACCAGCCGCUGUCAGCGUGUCCCUCGAGGCCGCAGGAUGGGUCAUACGUGCUACGCUGCCUCGACUCCCGAGCGGAUCCUGAGACGGGAUACGUCAGGAAAGCGCGGAUAUUCAAGAUCAGUGCAACACAGCGAGAUCCGGUGCUCAUCCGACGGCCGGAUGGGUCUCUAGAAAAGCAAUAUCGAUUCCAUUGCCAGCGGUGUCAGUUGCCCUUGGGCUACGAGACGACCGUGCCCCCGCUCAAAAGUGGAAACUUUACGUACAUUCUCAAAGGCGCUCUCAGCGAAGCGCAAGGAACAGCACCACCCGAUGCAUUGUGGGCGGUGGAAGCGGAAGAGCCCUGAACGAAGGCAUGCGGCUCCUUGAUUUGUUCGCACCUUGUAUCAUCAUCGUCAUCAUUAGCACCGUAAAGUUACUUGCAGAUAACAAGAGUGCGAACGA
Molecule: messenger RNA, 967 nt
Organism: Tilletiaria anomala UBC 951
Lineage: Eukaryota; Fungi; Basidiomycota; Exobasidiomycetes; Georgefischeriales; Tilletiariaceae
Exons: 3
Coding region: 418-870 (150 amino acids)
Source: RefSeq, a predicted model, not a curated record